Molecule: messenger RNA, 2430 nt
Organism: Fonsecaea multimorphosa CBS 102226
Lineage: Eukaryota; Fungi; Ascomycota; Eurotiomycetes; Chaetothyriales; Herpotrichiellaceae
Exons: 1
Coding region: 1-2430 (809 amino acids)
Biological process (GO): actin cortical patch localization
Cellular component (GO): plasma membrane
Source: RefSeq, a predicted model, not a curated record
AUGACCGAAACCCUUGUUUAUCGACCUCACCCUGUGAACGUGAGCGGGCACCAUGACCGACCAAGAUCUACCUCUUCCAACUCGGGCUCUCACAAGUCUACCUUCUCCCAUUACAAAGUGUCCUCACAAAGCUCCCUAGUCCCGCCGUCACCCAGGGGUUCCUACCGCUCUUCGCAAAGAGUCUCUACGGUUUACGAAGACGGCCCUUUUCGUCCCUCCAAGAGAUUAAGGUCGCAAUACCCUCUACAUUCGAGCGAACCUCAUGUGGAAUACAUCCUUGUUGCUUCGUUCGACAUUGAUAGGGGCCCUAUCAUGGAACAUCAGUUCCCUGGUGCAAUCAGUCCGGAUGAGAACAUGUUGGCCGAGCUUAUGCUUCCUGACCAGACACAUGUCCGGCAGCAAGAUUGGACCAUGUUCUUUUUGCACAAAGACGCUGGCACAAGCGAGGACGAGGCCGCUGAGCGAGAUGCUCGAAGACUCCAACGAGAAGCAAGAAGGCGCGCAAGAGAAGCCGGUGAGGCGAAUGAAGUCGAAGGGGAAGAUUCUGCAGACGACAGCAGUGGUGACGAAAGUGACCCAGAUGACAUGGACAGCCCUCCACUAAUGUAUGUCUUGAACCUGGUCAAUACCAAGCAGGACAGCUCGGUGAAAAGAGGUGCCAUUGUAAAGGCUAUGGCUAUUUGUACGCGGCACUCUUUUCUCCACAUAUACAAGCCGCUCUUGCUGCUUGCCCUCGAGGACUAUUUCAAGUCACCUACGCCAGACACCUUGGAACUCUUGUUCAAUGCUCUGAACGCCAUGGAUUUGUCUCUGAUGCCACGAUUGUCACUGCUAGAGCGACACAUUUUGCAGGCAAGUGAUGUCAAGGACAUGUUUGUGGAGAAAUUCGAACAGAUGAUUGCACAACGGUUGGCAGACGAGGCACUUGCAAAGACUUCAGACACACCAGAGUCACCGACGAAGCCAGAGCAGAAAUAUUUGGUUCCCCGAGACACGCAUGAGUUCGAGUCAAAGAUUGUCUAUAACAGCAUCCCGAUCCCAGUCAAGAUCCCUACAGCUUUAUCGCCCGAGACAGUGGGCGAUUUCUCGCUCAUCAAGCUUGUCCAAGUUUUUGGCAAUCUCCAUCUUUCUCAACCCCAGCCUUUUGCUUUACAUCCCCAUCUGACAACUUCUGGCGCGUUCACGCAUCCCAUCAUUGUCCUCAUCAAUGCUAUGCUCACCCAAAAACGAGUAAUCUUCCUAGGUCACAAUCGACCAUCUGGAGAGGUUGCGGAAGCUGUUCUUGCGGCUUGUGCAUUGGCUUCAGGAGGCGUAUUAAGAGGGUUCACCCGUCAUGCAUUUCCCUACACCGAUCUGACCAAGAUCGACGAGCUUCUGAAAGUCCCUGGGUUUAUUGCAGGUGUCACAAAUCCUGCGUUCUCCUACCAUCCUGAGUGGUGGGAUCUGCUGUGUGAUUUGCCGUCGGGCAGAAUGAAAAUCUCGUCCUGCAUUGAGGCCGCGCCAGUCACGGAGGGGACGACGUUUUUCCAACAACACGGGCACGCUGUGCUGACUCACAAAGAUUCCCAUCACUCGGAUGCCACAGGAGAUGGGCUCUUCAUGGAAGAUAUCAGUCGAAGCAUUACAUCUCGAGCCGGCGAGUCCAUCAUCCGUGCUAAAUUUCGAGCCUAUAUCACGAAAUUCACUCGCAUUGCGGCGGCCUUUGAAGAGACAGUAUAUGGAGCCAGCAAUCUUACAGUGAUACCCCCAACCGAGGUAGACAAUGUGGACGCAACUGCUACCACGCCGGCACAACCAGCACGGCCGAUGUCGCUCAAAACUUCCAGUAAGAGCCUGAAAGGCCAUGGUUAUGUCUGGCCGAGCGAUGAGGCCAAAUUCCGCGAACUCGCAGCGUCUGCAGCCAGGAUUGAAGGGUGGCGCAAUACCCGCUCCUACUACGCCUUCAUCUCUGACCUGGCGGCACAUGCGCAGGACCCGAUUUCUCCAACGUCCCCAGUCAGUAUGACAAAGAUGCUGGCGCGAGCACCGACAAAGCCGUACGUGGAUCUGUAUCAUUCGUUGUCUAAGCUACGGACUCUGCACCUGACUCCGACGGAAGCUGGGGCCAUCUAUCUGGCUUUGGAAGCAUAUUGUACCGACUACGAGAGCAUUCUGGAGCUGCUGGAGCUGGCUCCCAUAUCGGAAGCCGGACUCUUCUACGUGGCCCUGGGCCUCUGGCACGAGGAUUGGCGAGUCCGAGAAGCAGUGACCAAUCUUUUAGACCGGGUUAGACAACACCCCGCGGGCCGAGUGUUCUUCAGCCGAUUGGGAGGCUGGGCUACCAUGGGCUUCAACAGACGUCUGCAAGAGAAGGAAAACAGAUUACGCUUCCAACAACAUGAUGCCGAACUGGGCCCGCUCGCUCUUGAUGCCGACCCGAGACGAAGUUGA